AUGCCGCUGCCGUCAGCGUUGAGUCUGGCUCCGGUUGCCAGCGUUGAAGCCCUUGCUGGGGUGGAGAGACGCUGCACUACCGGUACCCGCUUGGCGACCCAGAAUGCUGUGAAGCUGGACAAAGACGAGGAUCUACCGAUGUACAUGAAAGAUUUCUUGGAACAGCUUAUCAGAAAGCUGAACGACCCGAACAGCAACAUCGACCCGAAGAUGAAGGAGCAGCUGAAAAUGGACAUCCAGGAGUUAAUGGAGGCGUUCGGAGCCAAAACGGCGGCUGAGCUGCCGGGCGUGAUGCUCGGUAAAAACCAAGACUUAUUCCGAGCUCUGGCCAUGGUAGCGCAUGAGUUUAAGCGCUAUGUGUCAAUCAAGAACCUAGGAGCAGUGUCAAAGCUUUUGCAAAAGGUCGUGGAAACGUCGAAAAACAAGUUCCCGGACCUGUCGCGCAUAAUCGGGAAAUACACCAAACCCUUAUUCGGCGUUAUCACAGUGCUGGGACAAGGAGUAAACCUUUACUAUUGGAUCUCUUAUUUGAUGAACUGGAAAGAUCUGACCGACGCAGAGAGAGCCAGAGCUGUGCUAAACAUCAUAGAAUCUGUGCUCUUUGCGCUGGUGGGUCUUAAAGAUCUAUAUUCUACUCUGAAAGAAGCCUUCGGUCGAAACCCAGACAAUCCCGAUACCCAAGAGGUGAGAGACGCGGUGCAGAAUCUCCAAGAUGGAAUAAUGCCCGAAGGAGAGCUACGCCUUGAGGUGCCAGAUCCCGCGAAUCCAGACACCACGAUUGAUGUGGUAAAUGUCGAGGAGCUCGCCGAAGUAAACACCGAACAUUCAGGAUCCACAAUUGAGCAGGUCGGUGAGAGCGUUUCAUCACCAGCCGCGACAGAAAAAGCAAUGGCACGGUUCAGUUGGAGCGCGGCGCAGGAAGUCGUCAUAGGGGGAAUCAAUGCUGCAGCCAACAUCGCCAGUAUGAUAUGCCUAGGAUUCCAGGUCGCCGAAGAGAUUCAACAGGGGAACUACCCGACGGCGCUCAUUGUCCUCGACAUUGCCAACAUGUGCGCGCUUGGGGCCCAGGUCAUCUUCGGCGUUGCGGAAACGGUCAUGGCGAUUUUCAGCAUUGAGCUUGCGUGUAUACCGUUCUUAGGGGCCGUUGCUGCCGCCAUUGGUGUCAUCAUCAUGAUUAUCUCAAUGAUCUGGCCACGGCCACCUCCGGAGAAUCCAAUAGUCACCUGGGCGAACAAGAACUUUGGCUUCAUUGACAAUGACCUGGACGACAAACCUGUUCCAGCGCUAACCUACGACGUCUCGCCAACUCAGAUACCUCAGAGUCAACGGCCCAUUGUGUCUCUUACUAUCAGUAAUAACACGGGCUCAGAGCAGUUCGUGAAGCAAAUCCAGCUCAGGUUCGAAGCAUCUGCGCAGAAAACAGCCCUGUUCAAGAAGCCUACGCCCAAAAAUAAGGACAAACCAGCAGUAGAUCCGAUCACGGGCGAUAUAUUUGGCUCAGACUCGAAGUUUGCAAGCCUUAUUCCAGGAGUGCCUGAUCCAUCGACAAAUUUAAUGGCAUGCCGCAUCUCGCCGGAUCCAAAGAAAAACCCGAAGGACGAGAAAGUGGGACUGAAACAUGGAGAAAGUCUUAUAUUCACACUUCAAGGGUCAACGAACAGUCAGGCUGGUACGGCCAGUCUUACGGUCACUGAGAUCUUACAGGGCACUGCGGAUCAUAUUCCUGAUACUGAUGUCUGGAAGGUUUAUAAGGUUCGAGUUGUCUGA
Molecule: messenger RNA, 1767 nt
Organism: Aspergillus steynii IBT 23096
Lineage: Eukaryota; Fungi; Ascomycota; Eurotiomycetes; Eurotiales; Aspergillaceae
Exons: 5
Coding region: 1-1767 (588 amino acids)
Source: RefSeq, a predicted model, not a curated record